Messenger RNA from Carassius carassius (crucian carp), 1932 nucleotides. Its product is annotated as transmembrane and death domain protein 1-like. Gene Ontology annotation, molecular function: protein binding. The record is from RefSeq and is a predicted model, not a curated record. Lineage: Eukaryota; Metazoa; Chordata; Actinopteri; Cypriniformes; Cyprinidae. Gene Ontology annotation, biological process: signal transduction. The transcript has 5 exons. Bases 80 to 985 code for a protein of 301 amino acids.
UCCUUCAGCAGAAAGCGGCCAUACAAAGCCAUUUGUCCAGAGAACAGAACAGACUGUUUAGUUUCAAAUUCCACACUUGAUGACUCAUGAUUCCGGACGAUUUGAAAAUAAAGAAAGACCAAGAGAUGUAACUGCCAUCUCCAAGAUUUCAGUUACAAUGCUAGCAUCGGUGCUCAGCUUCUUCCUCCUCCUCUUCCUCAGCCCAAAUCUUGCUGAUGAUACAGUGGCAGAGGACAUUGGACCUUACCAGCUGGAGCGCCUGGUGGAGCUGCUGACAGCUCAUGAGUGUGAGGAGCUCAUCUCUGCCCUAUCUCAACCUGAGGAGAACAUCUUCCUUCACUUAGACCGACUAUCUGCAGAAAGGAACCAGUUACUGAAUUCAAGAAGACGCAGAAACACAGAGCAGGAGGCCCCCUGUCGCUCAUCGCUUAAGGACUGGCUGCAGAUUCAUGGCAAGCAGAUAUACUAUGACAGGCUGACUCGUGCACUGCAACAGAUCGGCAGGACUGACAUUGCCAUAGAGGUGGGUAAGAACAUCAACCAGGACAAAACUCUCGCUAUGCAGAGAUAUGUGGACGGCUACCAUAAACUUGUUAACCAAAUGGCCACUCACCUUGAGAAGCAUGCAUCAGAAGAUCAUGAAGACCAUGAGGAGGUGCUGCAUUACUCUGCAAAACAGGCCAAAGGGUUCACCUGGAAAGACGUGGACUUGGUGGUGAAAAGGCAACCAGUACCACCUUAUCAGCCCCAUCUGCUAGACAGAGCAUGGCCUCUACUUUACGGCAUCCUGCUUGGAUUUGCUGGCGCAGUACUCAUAACCAUGGCUGUCUUGCUUAUUAGCAUAUAUGUAUCCCAUGGCAACAGAACCAAAUCCAAGGCCAAGUAUCAACCCCGUCGCUGUCCCCUUCUCAGUGUUGUGACAUCAUCAGAGAUACGCCACACAGAGGACACACGCAGACCGAGUAACGGAUGUUCAGGAGACUAAUGAAGCCAUGUUCAUCAUUAUAAAACACAAUAUUAAAUGUGCCUUUGAUGGCUGAUCAAAGUGUCUGUUAUCUCAUCCAGUGUGCUAUUAAAACUACAGUUAGACAGUCGCACACGUCGACACCUUCAGUUCCCACUGCUUCUCAUAAAGACGUUUCCGCAAUAAAGCACCUGACAGAACAUAAUGACAGCAAUCUGUUACCUCCAUCGAGACCGCUGCCAUUGUCCUGUCAGUGUUUUGAUGGGAAUGUAGGGGAGGCUGCGCUGGAAUGCAGCCUGGCUGCUGUUGCCUUGACAAUCUUUGCACUUCCUGUUUCCAGUCAGCGACAGUGGCGGCGCGCUCAUCUGGCAUUGAGGAAAAACUAAUUAUCCAGCCUGGCUCUUUCUCCCCUGAGCUUGCACAUACCCCCUGAAGCAAUCCACAAGGCUAAUAACAAUGACAAUGCCUGCAGACAAUGCAGUCUGUACGUCAACCUCAGAGAGACAGGAUAGACUGGGCGAGGAUGGCCAUGAAAACACACAGGAGAGAGAGCUGAAAGGUUUGGAACUGAGUACAGAAGGAACUAAUUCAGCAAGAUGAGCAAUGCAGCAGGAAAUGAGCUCACGCGCAAGCAAAAUAUGUCUCGCACACACUGGCAUCGUCUCUCUUAUCAUUUAAGUGCUUCUCUUCUUCUAAAAAAUCUGUGCCCCCUCCUCACCCUUUUUCUUUCCUUUUAUUUCUUCUAUAAUUGAACUAAUUCCUUCAUUAUACAAAAUACAAAUCCAGACUAAUGUGCUCCAGGAACCACACAUCAUGGAUUAAUAGUGGUGCUAAGCAGCAAUUAUAGGCAAUUAGUUCAUAAAUCAACAUCUAAACAAAUUAUAGUGCAGGGGAGGGGGGAGUUGUAUGUUCAAAGCACAUACUGAACUAGGAGUUCCAUCAUUCAAGACCUGGCGGAUUCUUAGAUU